UUAAAGCGGAAACCUAACCAAAAAAAUUCUUUUUUACUGCACCGACGCCAACUAGUCCAAAUUGGCGGGAAAGUUCCGCAUCAAAUCCUAAGUUUAGUGUGUGUUUUUUCUAAAUUUCCGUGUGUUUAGUGUUGUUAAACCGUGAAAAUGUUAUCCUCUCCAAUCAAACCUAACCAAACCGACGACUCAAACAAGGAAAACAUCUCUGAUAACCCCUUAAAUAUCGGAGACACGUGUCGCGACACCAAAACCAGUAGUUUGCCCCUUGAGCAAGAACACGAAGAGUACCAAUACCUGAGCCACAUUAAACUAAUCAUCGAUAAGGGUGUAAAAAAAAGUGACCGCACCGGUGUUGGCACUUUUUCGAUUUUUGGAGCCCAAAUGCGCUACUCCCUCCGCGACAAUGUCUUCCCUCUGUUGACCACGAAACGUGUGUUCUGGCGCGGAGUCGUUGAGGAGUUGCUUUGGUUCAUCAAAGGCUCAACGAACGCAAACGAAUUAAAAGAGAAAAAUGUGCAUAUUUGGGAUGCGAACAGCACACGAGAGUUUCUCGAUUCUGUGGGGCUCAAUGAGCGCGAGGAGGGCGAUCUGGGACCGGUUUAUGGUUUCCAGUGGCGCCACUUUGGGGCCGAGUACAAGGGGAUGCACUGGGAUUACGCCAAUCAAGGGAUUGACCAAUUGGCUCAUGUUAUCGAAACAAUUCGUAAUAAACCCAACGAUAGGAGAAUCAUAAUGUGUGCGUGGAAUCCAGUGGAUAUUCCCGAAAUGGCCCUCCCGCCUUGUCACUGCCUCGUGCAGUUUUUUGUGGCAAAUGGGGAAUUGUCGUGUUUGUUGUACCAAAGGUCGGCUGAUAUGGGGCUGGGGGUGCCGUUCAAUAUUGCAAGUUAUUCCUUGUUGACGUAUAUGAUUGCACAUGUUACAGGAUUGAAGCCCGGGGAAUUUAUUCAUACGUUAGGGGACAGUCAUGUCUACUUGAAUCAUGUCGAACCGUUGCAAGAACAAUUAAAGAGGACACCAAGGCCGUUUCCAACAUUAAAAAUCAAAAGACAAGUUUCCAGUAUUGAGGAUUUUGUUUUUGAUGAUUUUGAGUUGAGUGGGUACGAGCCCCAUCCCAAAUUGAGUAUGCCGAUGGCUGUUUGAAGUAAAAAUAUGUGUUUAAUGUACUUAUCUGUUUAUCAAAUAUACGUCAUUUUUUUAUU
Molecule: messenger RNA, 1199 nt
Organism: Tribolium castaneum (red flour beetle)
Lineage: Eukaryota; Metazoa; Arthropoda; Insecta; Coleoptera; Tenebrionidae
Product: thymidylate synthase
Exons: 3
Coding region: 148-1140 (330 amino acids)
Biological process (GO): dTMP biosynthetic process
Cellular component (GO): cytosol; mitochondrion
Molecular function (GO): thymidylate synthase activity
Source: RefSeq, a predicted model, not a curated record